AUGGAAACUUCUUCUCAAGAAAAUGUGGAAGAGCCCAAUGAAACUAUCAUUGGAUCAAAUGGAGUGACACCAGUGCCUCCAGAAUUCUUCCCAACUUAUUUACCUCUCCCAUUUUCCAUAUGUCCAUCAAAUGCAGCUUCCUUUGAAGAAGUUAAUGGAGCUGAAACAUUGCAUCAUCAGGUCUUCAAGCCAAUCCCGGUCAUUCUCAAGGAACCUUUCAAUGUUGAUGAACUCGUGGGAAUGUCUCAGCUGAGAGUUGGUGAAACACAGGUACGUGAGAGAGUGCCUUCUCCACUUUUCUUAAAAUUGUUAGGAGAGCCCUCAAGGCAGUCAGCAUUUCAUGCAAAGACUCCAGUUGGAGGUUUUGAUAUAUAG
Gastrolobium bilobum is the source of this 375-nucleotide messenger RNA. RefSeq names its product transcription factor MYBS3-like. Bases 1 to 375 code for a protein of 124 amino acids. Lineage: Eukaryota; Viridiplantae; Streptophyta; Magnoliopsida; Fabales; Fabaceae. The record is from RefSeq and is a predicted model, not a curated record. The transcript has a single exon.